Ipomoea nil (Japanese morning glory) is the source of this 2096-nucleotide messenger RNA. RefSeq names its product probable polygalacturonase. Gene Ontology annotation, biological process: carbohydrate metabolic process. Gene Ontology annotation, molecular function: polygalacturonase activity. The coding region runs from base 463 to 1932 and encodes 489 amino acids. The record is from RefSeq and is a predicted model, not a curated record. Lineage: Eukaryota; Viridiplantae; Streptophyta; Magnoliopsida; Solanales; Convolvulaceae. The transcript has 5 exons.
CUUACGAAUAUUGCUAUGAAGUUAGCAGUUCGUAAAGGGAUUAACUGCUCACCAAAUCCAAAUCACCGUAAAGCCCAAGCUAUUGGCUUGUAGCUUGUUGCUGGGUUUGAUUUGAUUAGACCAAAAAUAGAAAGAACCAAGAAUUUGAUUAUGAUUUAUGGACUUAUGGUUAUGGAUCUGGAGCCAUCAAAUCAAAAUCCAUUUUCGGUUUUGUACUGCCUCUAAUCUUCUGCAUCUCCUUCAUUCCUUUGAACCUACUCUUCCUCGUCUUCUCUGUUACCCCAUCGCCGUUUUCCUCACCAACUUACUGCUUCUGACCUCUACACUUGACCUUCCAUUUCCCCACACUCAUCUUUAAGCUCAUCGUUGCCCUCACUAUAGAUUAAUCCAUGUGCUCGGAGAUAAGCGCUUUGUUCUCGGCAGCACCCAGCUGACGGCAUCGCUGAAUCGCGUCGCGGAGAGAUGGUGGAGACGCUGGCGACGACGUCGUUUCCGGGGCGGUGGCGCCGCGGGAUCCCUACGUUCUUCUCCGCCCACAAAACCCUUCUCGCUCUUCUCUGGAUCGCCUUCUGCUUCACUGUGUUUUUCUGGCAGUGGGAUAGUGCUGAUAGAAUCUUGCUUUUCACGCGGGCCUUCCCCGUGAGGCAGCUGCCCAGGCUCCGGCCUGUGGCGUUUAACUUGACGGACUUUGGGGGGAUCGGGGAUGGGGUUACGCUCAAUACGGCGGCGUUUAAUAGGGCUAUUCUCGCUAUCUCCAAGCUCGAUAAGAAGGGUGGUGGACAGCUUAAUGUGCCUCCUGGGUUUUGGCUUACCGCUCCGUUUAAUCUCACCAGCCAUAUGACUCUCUUCCUGGCCGAGGGUGCUGUUAUACUUGGCAUUGAUGAUGAGAAGUACUGGCCUCUCAUGCCUCCAUUGCCUUCCUAUGGGUAUGGGAGAGAGCAUCCUGGACCACGCUAUGGAAGUCUAAUCCAUGGUCAACAUCUCAAAGAUGUUGUAAUAACAGGUCACAAUGGUACCAUAAAUGGGCAGGGUCAAACAUGGUGGAAGAAGUAUCGGCAGAAGCUUCUUAACUACACCAGGGGACCGCUUGUACAGAUAAUGUGGUCUAGUGAUAUUCUGGUCUAUAACGUAACAUUGCGUGAUUCUCCCUUUUGGACCUUCCAUCCUUAUGAUUGCAAGAACGUUAUAGUCCGAGAUGUGACAAUCCUAGCACCCGUUCAUGAGGCUCCAAAUACUGAUGGCAUAGAUCCUGAUUCAUGUGAAGAUAUGCUGAUUGAAAACUGUUACAUAAGUGUUGGUGAUGAUGGCAUUGCAAUAAAGAGCGGUUGGGACCAAUAUGGGAUAGCAUACGGACGGCCUUCCAAAAAUAUACUCAUACGGAACCUUGUAGUUCGUUCCAUGGUCAGCGCUGGUGUAUCAAUAGGAAGUGAGAUGUCUGGUGGAGUAUCAAACAUUACUGUUGAGAACGUCCACGUGUGGAGCUCAAGGCGUGCGGUUCGCAUCAAGACAGCCCCGGGGAGAGGAGGAUACGUUAGAGAUGUAACAUACCGCAAUCUAACCUUUGAAGAUGUCCGGGUUGGAAUUGUCAUCAAGACGGAUUACAAUGAACACCCAGAUGGCCAAUUUGAUCCAAAAGCUGUCCCCAUACUCGAGGACAUAAGCUACACGUCGAUCCAUGGGGAGGGAGUACGAGUGCCUGUUCGUCUCCAGGGCAGUGAAGAAAUCCCGGUGUGGAAUGUCACUUUCCAAGACAUGUCAGUGGGGAUAACGUACAAGAAGAAGCACAUAUUCCAGUGCGCAUAUGUUCAAGGGCGCGUUAUAGGUACCGUCUUCCCUGCACCCUGUGAGAACCUCGAUUUAUACGACGAACAAGGACACUUGAUCAAACAAUCUGAUGCCCAGAAUGCAUCAGACAUAGAUUAUAGCUUUUGAGUAUCUCAGUUUCCCAGUUGCCUUUUUUGUUUUUAUGACCUUUUCUCCCUUUAAAGUUACUUCUCAGCUUUCAUUCUUUCCAUGUACAGCUAAAUUUCAGCUAAUGUAUUCAAAACAUUUCCACACAUUCUAUGAAACGAUAUAUAUAUAGUGUUCUUGACUUA